AGCGCUCAGUCGUUCAACGGUCUCGGGGAUCUACUAUCCUGCCUGGCGUUUGUUCGAGUCCUUGCGGAAGUACUGACGUGUUCGCACCAGUUUGCACGAGAGGUAGCUAGUUUAGCUAGCUAGGUAGAGCCGGGUAGUGACAACAACGGCCGUAUCAGAAUGUCAGAAGGGGACAGUGUUGGGGAGUCAAUCCAUGGGAAACCAUCUGUAGUUGCUGCCUUUUUCACACGGAUCGGACAGAUCUAUCAGUCAUGGCUAGACAAGUCAACGCCAUUCUAUGCAGUGCGAUGGGCAGUCACUCUACUACUUACUGCUGUCUACAUGAUCAGAGUGUACAUACUACAGGGUUGGUAUAUAGUAACAUAUGCUUUGGGAAUCUACCAUCUCAACCUCUUCAUUGCUUUUCUAUCGCCAAAAGUGGAUCCUUCACUGCUUGACGAAGAUGACGGCCCAUCCCUUCCUACCAAGCAGAACGAGGAGUUCCGCCCCUUCAUCAGGAGGUUGCCUGAAUUCAAAUUCUGGCAUUCUGCGACUAAAGGCAUCGUCAUCGCCAUGAUUUGCACAUUUUUUGAUGCCUUCAAUGUGCCAGUGUUCUGGCCUAUACUUGUAAUGUACUUCAUCAUGCUCUUCUGCAUCACCAUGAAGAGGCAGAUCAAGCAUAUGAUCAAGUACAGAUACCUACCCUUCACACAUGGGAAGAGGACAUACAAAGAGGAAACAUAAGAAAACAGAGAUUGAGAGCUUUUAUUAUAACAAAUGGAUGAAGUGGGUGGCCAUCACACUUUCUUUUCUAUAAACCUGUUGAUUUUUUUUUUUCCCAUUUUUAUCAUAAUGCUGGGGAUUAUCUGUCAUUACUAAACUUUGAUCAGCACUGUAGUAAGGGAUCAAAACAUUUUCCUGUAAAAAGUUUGUGUUUCAAAGGAUUGUCUGGAGGAUUUGUAUAUAUAUAUAUAUUUUAAAAUAUGAAAUUUUUUUGAGAUUAUUUUUAUUUUUGUUUUUUUUGUUUUUUUUCAACCACCAUACUGUUUCCUAUUUUUAGAUCCAUUUCAGUUGAAAUUGAUGAAAGCAGAACUGGUUAAUUGGGUUCUAGAUUUAAUGAAUUAAAUACGUUUCUCAUGGAUUGCAUGUUCUUGUUUUCUUGUGCUACAGUUAAAAACAAAAACUUGAUUUUAAUAGCUUAAGUGUAAUUUUUUCACUCCAAAUGCUAUUAAAGAGGCUGUGUCCCUUCAAACAGUA
Molecule: messenger RNA, 1236 nt
Organism: Xiphias gladius (swordfish)
Lineage: Eukaryota; Metazoa; Chordata; Actinopteri; Istiophoriformes; Xiphiidae
Gene: rer1
Product: retention in endoplasmic reticulum sorting receptor 1
Exons: 8
Coding region: 160-723 (187 amino acids)
Biological process (GO): protein retention in ER lumen; retrograde vesicle-mediated transport, Golgi to endoplasmic reticulum
Cellular component (GO): Golgi membrane
Source: RefSeq, a predicted model, not a curated record